Messenger RNA from Varanus komodoensis (Komodo dragon), 2658 nucleotides. RefSeq names its product Ras association domain family member 1 (gene RASSF1). The transcript is spliced from 5 exons. Lineage: Eukaryota; Metazoa; Chordata; Lepidosauria; Squamata; Varanidae. Gene Ontology annotation, biological process: Ras protein signal transduction. The coding region runs from base 428 to 1249 and encodes 273 amino acids. Gene Ontology annotation, cellular component: nucleus; microtubule cytoskeleton. The record is from RefSeq and is a predicted model, not a curated record.
AACGGUUGUCGAGGGGGAGGGCGGACGGGCGGCAGGAGCGGGAGGUCUCUGUUUCCCCGGCAGCGAUUUUCGAGUGUGGCGCUCUUAGCAGCUCGGCGGGUGCGCGCAGUCGUCCCAUUUUAGGGGCUCCCGCCGGCGGCUUCCGCAGAAAGCGAAACUCCGUCUCAUUAGGCGUUGCCGUCCAUAAGGAGCCGGCGUAAUUGUCCGCUUCAUUGCUCCCCGGGAGGGGGGGUGAACCCGCCUGCUCGGCGUGACUUCGUUGGCACGCAAGAAAAUUUGUUCUGGUCGUGGCUCCUCCGGGCGCGGGACGAAGGAGAUCGGCGAGGGAUUAGAAGAGGACCACUUCCUCUGGGUAGCCGGCGGGGGGAGAGAGGAGAGGGAAGGAAGAAAAGAAAGGACAAGCCUUCCUCCUUGCGCUAGGCUGGGCAUGAGCGAGAGUGAGGCGGCGACCACCCCGUCUUUCGAGAUGACCUGGAGCAGCACCACGAGCAGUGGCUACUGCAGCCAAGAAGACUCUGACUCGGAGCUCGAGCAGUAUUUCACGGCCCGGACCUCGUUCAUCCGCAAGCCCCACAAGGAGAAGGAUGAGCAGAUUGACUGGGAAAAACCCACUCUGUCCCAAGCUGAAGUUGAACAGAAGAUAAAAGAAUAUAACAGCCAGAUCAAUAGCAACUUGUUCAUGAGCUUGAACAAAGAUGGUUCCUACACUGGCUUCAUCAAGGUACAAUUAAAGCUAAUCAGGCCAGUCUCGGUACCUGCCAAUAAGAAGGCACCCUCUAUCCAGGACACCAGGAAGAGCUCAUCCCGUAGCCAGGCUGUAAAGCGUCGCACCUCAUUUUACCUGCCCAAGGACACAGUCAAGCACCUGCAUAUAAUUUCUCGUACACGUGCUAGUGAGGUCAUUGAGGCCCUGCUCAAGAAGUUUAUGGUAGUUGACAACCCCCGCAAGUUUGCCCUCUUUGAAAGAACUGAAAAGGAAGAUCAAGUGUAUCUCCGCAAGCUUUCUGAUGAGGAGCAGCCACUGCAUCUCCGGCUGCUUGCUGGCCCAAGUGAAAAGGCACUCAGCUUUGUUCUGAAGGAAAACGAGACAGGAGAAGUUAAUUGGGAUGCUUUUAGCAUGCCUGAGCUACAGAAUUUCCUGCGCAUCCUGCAGCGUGAAGAAGAGGAGCAUGUUCGGCAGAUCCUGCAGAAAUAUGCCCAUUGUCGCCAAAAAAUGCAAGAGGCUCUGGCCACCCGUACUCCAGGUUGACAAGGUGCCCUACACCAGGCCAAGCACUACAGUAAAUAUUAGAUACCGGAUGCAGAGAAGCAGUGGAGCCAAGUGGACUACGAGUGAAGUGAUCCUGGGACUGUCUGUGCGCUGAAUGUAUCUCUGGAGUGGGUGGGGAAAGGACGACAGGGAUGUUCAGAACUCUUUGUGAGCCCAUGAUUGGUGCAUGUGUGUGUGCUCCCCAUGGCGUGAAUGGUGAAUAGAGUUGUUGGAUGCAUGACACAGCGGGAUCAGGUAGGGAAGUAAAGAUGUCCUUGUGGGAUGUGUCUGAAAAUGGGAAGGUUAGUUGUGCUGCUGUAGCAGCUCCUUUCAAAGUGCCAAGAUAGUAAUGCCCCUGCUGUACCAGAAACUGGCUGAGUGAUAUCAUCUGGCUUGAAUCUAGUGAUGCUUUGUGAUGGUAACAUAAAGAAGAUCAACCAAAGUGGCCUCAAAUGGAGAUGUACUCCUUAGAAGAGAAAUGGCUUGGCAAUCACAUUUAUUCCAAAUUUGUUUUUAUUUCUGUUGGAAUUUGACUGUGAGGAUUUGGUUUGAUCCACGUACUUGUAAAGCUGGUUGCAAAGUGGAACCCUCUGCCUAUAGGCCUUGUGUAUACUUUGGUCAUUCAAAAAAUGGGGAAUAAAGUUGCCUUCCAUCUCAGAUUUAAGUGAUGGGGAAGAGUAAUUGGAUGGAAACCUUGCUAGUGCAUGGUCAAGUUCAAGACGCCAAGGGAAAACCACAGUAGCAGAAUCCAAAGAAAUGGCAGGAGAAUACUUGUUGACUUUUCUGAUAUCCAGGGAAUAACAUAUAGACCAAAGCACAUCUUACUGGAAUUCCAAUACUUAUUUUGAGAUUACUAUUUUGACUAUGGUUGAAGAAAUAAGGACAGUAAAGGCAGUAUAAUGCUGAGCAACCUUCUGUGAGCAGUGUUCAAGAGACCAAGAAAAUCAAGAAAUACAGAUACCUCUUCUUGCCCAGACACCUUCUUUUUCAACCUUUGCUGUGGAAAAUGUGGACACCAGACAUAUAUAACAAAUCUCAGGAUUCAGGUUUCUCUUCUGCCGAAGACAAUGAUAGAUUUGUCCACUCCACCUUUUUGCUCAUACAUGCAAUAGCCAGGCAUAGGGGCAUGUCUGGGGAAUGUUCUUGAGCUAGCAGGAAAUUCCCUGUGUGUUAGUUGGUGUGGAGGUGUGUUUACUACUACAGUAAGUUCUCUGUCUUUUUAAAGUCAAGUACAUUGUCCAGAACAGACCUAAAAUAAAGUAGGCCUACUAAUAGAAGCUUUACUUUUCUGGUAUUUAAAACUGGGAUCGUCUCUUGACUGUCUUGAGAACCCAGUGGAGCCUUGGGGGCUCAGUUUGUGAAUGGUGCUGUUUGUAUAUCAAUAAAUAAAAAAAUUCAGGGGUGAGGAA